UCAGGAAACACUAGCAAGAGUCCCAAAAGUAGAACUUUAUCCUCCCUCCAAUGAAAAAAAAAUAAAGGCUUCUCUCUUGUUCCUUUUGCUGACCCCUCCUCGAAUGACAAGAUGACAAAGGAAGCUGAACUCAUUUCAUCAUUGGUCAGUACUGGUAUCACUUUUAACAGUUGAGAGAACUGAAUUAGAGUAUCUCUCUAGUGACCUCUCUGCCGACUGCAUAGGAGACUAGCAAAAGCAUGGUAAAGAAAUAAAGUGAAUAAUUUUAUCUCCUCACUAAACAAUUAGCCAAAACUAGCAGGGUGACUGAUGAUUGGAAUGGAGGAAUGUUGACUGCAAUUCUCUCGCUUUCCAUUCAGUAGUGGCCGAGAUGAGUUGAGACACAAAAGGCCAGUAAGCCCUUUCUUUUCAUAAUGCCUCCUCCCAGCUGAAAAAAUGUCUUGUUAAGCGGGUACAUUAAAAAUGGGGUUAUUCAUGUCUUGCUUAUAAAUGGCAUUGCUUAAGAGGCAUCCUUCACAACCUUGAAUGCUUCCUCCUUAGCCUAUUGAAAUGGCAGAGUGCAGGCACUACUAUAUCUACUUUGUGGGUCACAGGAAACAUCCCAUCCAGUCAGAAGUAAAGCCAGGGCCUUUCAUUUCUUUUCUCAUUUAUGUAAUAAGCAGAAGCCAUGCCCAGCAUGGGCAGACAAAAGUGAUCUGAACUUACAAAAUGUUAUUCUGGAAGAUAAAAAGCAUGAAAAUGAUCAAUUGCGGCGGCUCUCCUGUGAUCGUUAAAGAGCCGCCUUUGAAGUAUGCAAGCUCUGAGGGGCCAAGAGGACAAUGCCUGCUUUGACGACAGGGCAGAGUGGCAGACUUUCCCCUCUCUUCAUCUUUCUGUGUUGUCCAAGCCGAGUGACUGAAGCCACAAGUUCUCCUGCACUAAUGAAUUCAAAUGGGCAACUCCACAACUUGCCCCCCCACACAUUGUUGUAGCAAACCCUUUUUAGUUGUCUGCCUUGGCAAGUUUUACUGUGCUGGUUAUCGUCAUCUUAAUGAACUAAGCUGUAGGAGCCCCGCCCCCCUUCCAUAUAUACUUCAACGCUCUCUCAUUGUUCCACGAGGCUAACUUGCAGCCAAGAGUGUGAGAGAGAGUAAACUUCCUCUGAAGGACAGAAACAUCUGAGGAGACAGUCAGCCCACCUGCCAUUCUGCAGCAAGUGAAACUGGAAUUUUACCAAACAGAAGAGCUUCCGAACUCUUGCUGCCUGCCCCCUGCUGUGAGCCUGCCACACAAUGUCAUUGACGGUCCUCCUCCUGAUGCUGAGCAGCUGCACUGCAGCUCCACUUGUCAGAGAUGUCCACCGGCUACCCCAGAGUGCUCUCCAAGUUCUGUCUGAACGUGGCACAGUGAUUUUGGAGGCUGCUUUGGCAAAUGCUCUUUCUGCCUUGGAUCUUGCUGCUUCACAUCAUAAUCAAGGAGACACUGUAUGUCAAACCUGUGGACCAUGUAUCUUCCAAGACUGCGGACAGCAGACUACACCAUGUGCAAACCCAAAGCUGCCCUCCACAGAGCCGAGUUGCAUGGACAUAACUCAGGCUCAGUCCUACUCCGAUGCAAGGAAGCGUAACUGGGCGCUGAGCCAGGCCUGUUAUUUCUACAAGCAUCAAUGUCCAUCCGAAGGGACCACUACUGAGAGCCAGUGCUUGCGUGUGAUGGCAGAGAGCUGCAAUGCCCGUGUCCUGCAGUGCAGUUUAGUGAACGCCAUUGACAGCCUAGAGCCUGUGUCUUCUCCUAAGAACCAAGAUAUCUGUGGCCAACAGAUAAAGAGCCUGAACUUUUCGCAGCCUCGCUUCCGUAUUGUAGGUGGAUCACCUGCAACCUUAGGCAGCUGGCCAUGGUUGGUGUCUCUACAGCUGGACAAGACUCUGAUGUGUGGUGGAGUGCUGGUAGAUAGUUCUUGGGUACUGACUGCUGCUCACUGCUUCAAUGGGAAUCACAAUGAGAAUUACUGGACAGUUACUCUGGGCGAGUAUGACCUGACCAAAACUGAUCCAGAUCAGCAGGUCAUUCCAGUCAACAGAAUUAUCAUUCACCCCAAGUUCAACCAGAAAACCUUCAAUAAUGACAUUGCUUUAGUGGAGCUGACCUUCCCAGCUCGCCUGUCUGCUUAUGUGACUCCUGUGUGUCUCCCUGCUGGCAUGGAGGAGCCUGCAAUGGGCACAGAUUGCUAUAUUGCAGGAUGGGGUUCACUCUAUGAGGAUGGCCCUUCAGCUGAUGUGGUUAUGGAAGCUAAAUUGCCUACACUGCCACAGAGCACCUGCCAGAGCACCUUGAGCAAAGAGCUGAUCACAAGCACCAUGUUCUGCGCGGGCUAUCUCUCUGGAGGAAUUGAUUCAUGCCAGGGUGAUUCUGGAGGACCACUGACCUGUCAGGAUCCCAAAACUGGCCGAUUCCAGCUUUUUGGGAUCACCUCUUGGGGAGAUGGCUGUGGCGAGAAGGGGAAGCCGGGAGUGUACACACGUGUCAGUGCCUAUUCCGACUGGGUCAACUCAGAGAUCUACAAAUCCUCGACUAGUCGGGAACCCAGCUGUCCUGAACUGCUUAAAGCAGCAGCCUUUGAGAAGGAGUCAACAGGGUCAGAAUUUGCCCAUCUGUGUCGCUUCUACUCGCAGACUUGUCCACCAUCACUGGGAGCUGCUGGCUGUACUCGUCUAGCUGAGGAAAAAUGCCAUGCUCAGCACAAGAAAUGCCAGCUACGCUCAUUCCUGCAAAUGCUGCUUGAUUUGCUGCGCCGGGUGGAGCAUUUCAUACGAGAAAAGCUAGAUCUGUCAUUCUUCACUCAGACUCUUCCUCAGUUUGUGGAACAGAUCUACAGGAGUAGCCUGGUGACAAGGGAGAGAAGGAAUACAGACUCCCAGUCAGGACAGAUACCUGUAGAAGCCACCUCCAAAGCAGCUACCCCACUCUCUUUCUUCAAGAGAGUUGGAGCAAGCAUUGAAGACUGGGUGGAGUACCUUAGGGGCCUCUCACAGGAUACUGAUGAAGAGUCUGGUCCCACACCUCAUGCAGAGGAGAAGUUCUUUGUGCAGGGGGACACCCCAUUGAUGCCCAGUGUUAAAGAAGAAUACCUUUCCCUUAUUGAGACGCUGCAAUCUCGGCUUGGCUCUAGGAAUCUCAUUGCUAACCCUAUUUCAGCAGAGGUGAAGACCCACACUGCACCUACCUUGGCCUCUGUCACUUCUUUCACUGUAACCUGGCCUAUAGGGCUGCUACACAAACGAAAAGGGCAGGGCCUUAGAAAACGGCGGACUCUGAAGAACCGGGAGGUGACGCAACUCAGCACUAAUGGGUGUGCCAUGGAUAUCAAGGCUUUGCCACUCAUUGGCUCACUCAGGGACACUUACAGCUGGAUUCUGGGCAUUCCCAUGCAAGACCUGUCGAUGAACUUUCAGGAGGUUCUGGUAGACAUGAUGUCCAAGAAUGAAAGAGGACUCUAUGAGGCCCGGGUCCGUGGUACUGUGGGCGGACGAUCCGUCACUUUCUAUAGCCUGGUGGGUCUGGAAGGUGAAGCUUUCUACCGGAGUGUGCCCCGACUCCUGGCUUUGGCACUAAACACCCUCAAGACAUAAGAGAGACACCUAUGCACAAACAUGGAACGCCUUUUUUCCCAUUUUGGGACUGUAUUGAGCUUCUGGACUGGUUCAGAGGGAGUAGGGGGAAGGUAAUCUGCUUGGCAAAAGGACCCGCUUCACUAGAACGGUUGCAACAGGACAGCCAAGCUCAACAAGUCUAUGAUAGCUGCCUCCAAAAUGCCCCUUUGUGUGUCUCUCACGUUUUGGGCUUUUAAUUUGGGAAAGAGAGAGAGUCUAGACUGCUGCCCAGUCAGCUGGAGAAUCUUGAAUGAAUGACAUUACAACCAGUGAGGAAGCAGAGCUGUGAUGAGUCAGUGAUCAUAGGGGCUACCAUUAACCAGUAGCCAAAGGACUGAGGGACAUGGCAGCUAAGUUUUGCUGCAUCACCCAAGGAGCAAACAAUGAAAGAGAAUAACUGUACAAAGUCUCUUGGCUUAUUUAUUUGUAAAUAUAUUCAUGUCAGUAAUAAAAAUAACAAAUCAAACCCAAGUGCUUCCAAAAUGCAUCUUGACUGACUUGAUGGUAAGCCACCUACUCUUAAUUCAUGGAAAGUUGACCUACUUCUCCUUUGUCCUGUUUCACUCAGCUACUUCCUUGUCUUCCACUCACACUUUCUA
This is a messenger RNA of Erpetoichthys calabaricus (reedfish), 4228 nucleotides long. It is a transcript of the gene prss56, whose product is annotated as serine protease 56. Gene Ontology annotation, molecular function: serine-type endopeptidase activity. The record is from RefSeq and is a predicted model, not a curated record. Gene Ontology annotation, biological process: acrosome reaction; proteolysis. Bases 1272 to 3608 code for a protein of 778 amino acids. The transcript is spliced from 16 exons. NCBI's taxonomy places the organism in Eukaryota, Metazoa, Chordata, Cladistia, Polypteriformes, Polypteridae.